AAAAGGAAAACCUAUUCUCACAUGAACUUACUAAGUGAGAUGAAAAUAUAUCCGCGUGCCUGGCAGAAUGAUCUUAGAAUGGAUGAAGAGACGUAUUUAAACCUUUUGUCUCUCGUAUCACUUUUGAUUCAAAAGCAGGAUACGAUCAUCAACGGCCGUCAACUUGUGCAAGCUUGCAAAAUCUUGGGUACACACGUACCAUUUUGCAAGCACAAGCGCGUCUAAUUCAAACAUGCAUAAUUAAAAUCAAUCAAUCCUCAACAAGCAUGCUGGACAAGCUUGCACAGCGCAAAAACGUUUUAUCAGAAGUCUCAAGGUGGUAAAAAUAUUCUAUAACAUGGAAGCUAUAUUUUGUGUUAUAUCAAC
Acanthoscelides obtectus is the source of this 366-nucleotide messenger RNA. Lineage: Eukaryota; Metazoa; Arthropoda; Insecta; Coleoptera; Chrysomelidae. The record is from the annotation of a GenBank genome assembly.